ACUUAUUUGGCCUUUUUGGAUUUCGACUGUAAUGUUCUCAUUAUCACUGUUCGUGCCGGCAUUCAUCCUGCGGAAACCUUCAAUUUGGAAGUCACUGACCGGCUAAAAACAUCUCGCCAGUCUCGGCGAGGUACUCAUGACAACGCUACAACAGAAGGCCUUCAUAGUAUAGACUCCCCAUUCUAUAUUCCAGAUGCGCCUCUUCCCUGGCCCUGCCGAGACGAUGAAGACUCUGAUUGA
Messenger RNA from Protopolystoma xenopodis, 240 nucleotides. NCBI's taxonomy places the organism in Eukaryota, Metazoa, Platyhelminthes, Monogenea, Polystomatidea, Polystomatidae. The record is from the annotation of a GenBank genome assembly.